AUGCCUGCAUCUGACAAGGCCACACCCAAUUCGUCGGUUAUGAUCCACAACAUGUUGGCAUCCGCAGAAUGCUGUGCGGAACUCAACGUUGUGCCUCAAGCCAACCAGGAGAAACAUCCCGCUGGUAACAGCUCCCCUCCGUCUGGUCUUUCCACGCCGAAAAAGGAGCUCGUUUGGGUCGAUUCCAAGGAGCGCCUCAGCGAGAUGGCAACCAGUAUUCGGGGCAUCUCGAAUGCCCUGAGCAAUAUCAACAUUUCCUUGAAAGUAAAGGCCGUGGCAAUCAUCACAAAGCUUAGUGACAGAGAAUUGCGACCAAAGCUGCGCCAGCUCGUCGAGUAUUUACUGACCACCGCCGCACAUCCCCGGGAUGCUGCUACAGUCGUCGUCUACGUGCAGGACUUUUUCAAGGAUAUCAAAGAAUUCGGAUACGAGGAUAUCAUUGCCAAGACACCGCAAGCCCAGUCGCACCUGAAAUUCUGGACCCCGGAUUUGCUGCAAAAGCAGGCUGAUAUGAUCGACCUGGUCAUUACCCUCGGUGGUGAUGGUACGGUGCUUUAUACUUCGUGGAUCUUCCAAUCAAUCGUCCCGCCUGUUUUGUCUUUUGGUCUGGGUUCGCUUGGGUUUAUGACAGAAAACGUAUUUGAAAACUUCAAAGAAGUCAUCGACGAGCGUAUCCAGAGCGGAAUUUCUUGUGCGCUCCGUAUGCGUUUCCACUGCAUGAUCUGGCGUUCCAUAGACAAGGCUGCUGGCGAACACAGCAUGUAUGCCUUGCGCAAAGCAAUUGAGUCCAGUGCCGAGCUCAAAGAAUUCCCCGGCUACGAGCUAGAGGAGGAGCACGUUAUCCUGAACGACGUGGUUAUUGAUCGUGGCCCUAAUCCUACCGUGGGUGUAACCGAACUUUACGGAAAUCACGAGUUCUUGACCUCUAUCCAGGCUGAUGGUGUUGUCAUUUCCACUCCAACAGGAUCCACUGCGUACUCCAUGUCUGCGGGUGGAUCACUGGUGCACCCCGAUGUCCCCGCUAUUCUAGUUACCCCAGUCUGCCCCCACUCCCUGUCGUUCCGUCCCCUUGUUCUCCCCGACUCUAUGCUUCUCCACCUCGGUGUGCCUUACGAUGCUCGCUCUAGCUCGUAUGUCUCAUUCGACGGUAAGGAACGGGUCGAAUUGGGGCUUGGUGACUGCCUGACAAUUACCGCUUCAUCUUUCCCUUUCCCCAAGGUUAUGGCCCCGAACGCCUCAACAGCCGCAUGGGUGCAGCGACUUGGAAACUCCUUACACUGGAAUGAACUUCGCCGCGCUAAAGCAUUUACCUAG
Molecule: messenger RNA, 1314 nt
Organism: Wickerhamiella sorbophila
Lineage: Eukaryota; Fungi; Ascomycota; Dipodascomycetes; Dipodascales; Trichomonascaceae
Product: ATP-NADH kinase YEF1
Exons: 1
Coding region: 1-1314 (437 amino acids)
Biological process (GO): NAD+ metabolic process; NADP+ biosynthetic process
Molecular function (GO): NAD+ kinase activity
Source: RefSeq, a predicted model, not a curated record